UGCCCGCUCGUCGGUCCCCGCGGCGGCGGCGGCGGCGGCUGCCCAGUGACAGCGGAGGCGGCAGCAGGCCGGCCGUAGUAGCUUAGGGUCGUACGGCCUGGAAACGCACACCCGGCCGAAGGGCGGCGCCGCGCGAAGAAGGCCAGAGCCGGGUCGCGCGGGAGGAGACCUCGCGGGCGCCGGGCGAGAGGCCGGCGUGAGGGGGCGCGGAGGUAGUGGCCGCCGGCGGCCCGGACCCGCCUGUCCUCGCGGCCGCCGCCGGCAUGAGCCACAUCCAGAUCCCGCCGGGGCUCACGGAGCUGCUGCAGGGCUACACGGUGGAGGUGCUGCGGCAGAAGCCGCCCGACCUCGUCGACUUCGCGGUGGACUACUUCACCCGCCUGCGCGAGGCCCGCUCGCAACCCGCCAGCCCGCCCGCCGCCCCUCCUUCCGGCUCCCAGGGUCUGGAGCCCUGCCCUGGCCUGGUCGCCGACGCGAAGGCGGACACCGAGUCGGAGGACGACGAGGACCUGGAUGUUCCAAUUCCUGGCAGAUUUGAUCGGCGAGUAUCAGUCUGUGCUGAGACCUAUAACCCUGAUGAGGAAGAGGAAGAUACUGAUCCAAGGGUGAUUCAUCCUAAAACUGAUCAACAGAGAUGCAGACUUCAGGAAGCUUGCAAAGAUAUUCUCCUUUUCAAAAAUCUUGAUCAGGAACAACUUUCUCAAGUCCUUGAUGCCAUGUUUGAAAGGACAGUCAAAGUUGAUGAGCAUGUCAUUGACCAAGGAGAUGAUGGAGACAACUUUUAUGUCAUAGAACGGGGAACUUAUGAUAUUUUAGUAACAAAAGAUAAUCAAACCCGCUCUGUUGGUCAGUAUGACAACCAUGGCAGUUUUGGAGAACUCGCUCUGAUGUACAACACCCCGAGAGCUGCUACCAUUGUCGCCACUUCAGAAGGCUCCCUUUGGGGACUGGACCGUGUGACUUUUAGAAGAAUCAUAGUGAAAAACAAUGCAAAAAAGAGAAGGAUGUUUGAAUCAUUUAUUGAAUCUGUGCCCCUCCUUAAAUCACUAGAGGUGUCGGAACGAAUGAAGAUUGUGGAUGUAAUAGGAGAGAAGGUCUAUAAGGAUGGAGAGCGCAUAAUCACGCAGGGUGAAAAGGCUGAUAGCUUCUACAUUAUAGAGUCCGGAGAGGUGAGCAUCCUGAUCAGAAGCAAGACCAAAGCGAACAAGGACGGCGGGAACCAGGAGGUCGAGAUAGCCCGUUGUCGUAAGGGGCAGUACUUCGGAGAGCUGGCACUGGUCACCAACAAGCCCAGAGCUGCUUCGGCUUAUGCAGUGGGGGAUGUCACAUGCUUAGUUAUGGACGUACAAGCGUUUGAGAGGCUUCUGGGGCCCUGCAUGGACAUCAUGAAGAGGAACAUCUCACACUAUGAGGAACAGCUGGUGAAGAUGUUUGGCUCCAGCAUGGAUCUGAUUGACCCCGGGCAGUAGGUGUGCCCCAGCCCAGAGCCUUCUCAGUGUGACACCGAAACCUUCCGGUCAGCCACAGAACACACGCAGAAGACAGACACGACAGACCCGUUCCUGCUCUUGCCGCCGCCGCCAGCUGCUAUUGCCGUGGCCGUGGGCACGUAGGACACUUGAAAGUCAGCACUACAGGAUGGGCAGAGGUUCCGCCCACACCUCCUCCACUUUGCUUCUGAAAGCCCAUUAUUAGACCACUCGUAAUGAUUAUUCCAGCCCAGUUGUCACAUCUUUGGUUCACAAUGGCAUGUCUCUCCAACAGUUUAAGUGCCUGAUACAAAGUCCACAGUGUAAUCAUCUUCCUUUCCUCUCUGGCUGCUACUGUUGCUGUUGGAAGUCACCACAGGUCUGCACAGAGCUGUGUUCAACUGUAGACACCCGCCCCUGACCUCCCUCAAGGGAGGCAUUGUUGUAGCCCUUGAUCUUCUCGUUUGUCCUUUGAGAAAGUCCACAUUUGUUCACACUGGUAGCCUUCGGUUUUACAGUAGAAGAUGCGGCAGGGAGGCUGGAGGUCUGCGGGCCUGGGGCACCCAUGACAGCUAUCUCCAAACUCACAGCGAUGCUGGGGGGAAGGCCCUGCCCCGGGCCCAGCAGCUCAGCACCCCAGAGCACACUGAUUGGUUAUGAAGACCCGUGUUAGAGCAGAGAAUUUGGGUUCAGCACGUUCUUCAGGUAGCGGAGAGCCAGGGAAGGUUUUCUGGGUUGGGGGUUUUGUUUUGUUUUGUUUUGUUUUAGUAGAUUUUGUUUUGUUUUAUUUAAUCUCUGUGCGGUUUGCAUGAAUGAAUUACUGUCCGUUUCUAAGGAGCCAGGGUCUGGAUGUGCCAUGACUUUAUCUGACCCAAAUACUUCCCUGGGCAACUCUUGCCAUCUCGUUUCCAGUUGCCCCUACCCGCUGAUAAUGGCAGUGUGCCAGCAAGAGGUUGUACUACAAAGAGAGCCCUUUCCUUCUCCAGUGUUGUUACAUAGCUUUGCUGUUGAACUAUCAAUUUUUAAAUUCUUUAAAGAAGCAGCAGCUAUUUUUUUGAAAUUAAAAAAAUUUUAUUUCUGCAUUUGGGGAAUUCCCGUUGGACCUGGUCAUAUAUAUCAGUGUGUCAGCUGACUCAGGCAUUCAUCCUGAAGAUCAAGUCUUUGUUUUUAAAAAUCAGAAUCAUUCACUAUUUCAUGGAAUUACUGCAAAGACCUUUCUAGUUAAGGUGUUGGGAUAUUUGGGGUUCCAAUUAUUAACCCCAGAGGAAAGUAAAUUAGCUUGUAUUUUAAAACUUUUUAACCUUUUAAUUAUUAUCAAGUAGAAUUGUGAUGAAUUAUCCUAAUUAACUAGAUAUAGUUCAGGAUAAAAUUUUUUUUUUCUUGAGAAUAACUUAGAAUCAGAUGCUACAAGAGAUCCUAAGAGCAGUGUGAAGUUUGCAUAGAGAUAAAUUUGAAUAUUGUAGCCAAGGUUAUAUUAAAUCAAGAGGCCCUUUCCAAUAUGAUUUACUUUUUAAACUUGUGUAGCUCAAUAAAUCCCUAAGAGAUUGCAUGCUGGGGCUUGAGUCAUUCCUGUUGUAGGAUAAUGAUGGAGCCCACAUGGUCACUUCUAUUGUCCAUAGAAGCCGGGCUCUCUGCUUUUGCCAUGGACAGUGUGGUGGAGGGAUUUCCAGAGUGGUGACCCACCACAACCUUGGUCAAGUCUCCCUUUUUCUUGUGUUCCGUGAAGUAAAAGCAGAAGGACUCUUUUCAGACAGCCCUAGCUAGGUAGCCUGCAUUGCAGCUCCCAGAAUCAUGAAAGGUUGUAACUAAUACCCCCAAACAGGCAGCUAGCUAUGGGAAAGCCCAUGUGGUUUUUUUCCCACAAUUUUCCAAGGUUGUUCUUUUCUAGGGUGUUGCUUUAUUAUCAAAUAAAUUAAGAAAGAAGAUCUUGUACUUUAGCAGACAAGAAUCACACCUGUUUCUUCCAAAAGGAGCAGGCACAGACAGUGAGCUUUAGGAGUGUCACAGAGGUCUAGCCCCCUCUAUUCGAGGACUCUGUUUAAACACUGAGCAGAUGCCCCCUUUGCACCCCCGUGCCAGCAUUAGUCAGGGCUGGCUGGGAGCUCAGUGCCAGAGUCACUCCUGCAGGCUGCUAGGCAUGGGCUUCUCAUCCUGCCUUCUUGCACAUCCCAGUUCAGUCUUCCCCCUUCACAGAAGCCUCUUUGGUACCCCCAACUCACUGAUGGUUGCUGUUUUACAGAGUAGAAUUCAUCCAGGUUUAAGUCCUCCUGCUCUAACUACAGACUGACAUAUGGGUCAUGAGUAUAGAUCCUCACUGCAUACAGGGCCCCUUGGGGGUCUGGCUUAGGAAGGAAGACUUUCACUCACCAGUGUGAGUGCAAUAGUACCAGGAGUCUGACAGGGUUCCAGUUCUCUUGGCAGCCUGGGGGAUCAGAGGUGGCAGACUGAGCUCAACUGAGGGCUCAGGUGUCCACAGUAUGCCAGGCAAGCCCUGCACUGUUGGUUGAGCCUCAAGGGGAGGAGUGUGUUGGGAAGAGAUCCCUUUUAUAUUCUUCUCUUCCAUGGGUUAGAGCUUCACGCCCUCUUUCCUGGCUUUGCUAUUGAUUUGGGAUGAUGGAAAAUAUUCCUGAGAGCCUUAGGCCCAACCUACAGUAUUAUCCUUUCUUCUAGCCCCAGUUUAUCACACCCACCCUCUUGUUUUGGUUGUAGUCUCUGAAGGAAGGCUUCACGUGUGCUGUCCUCUUAGUUGAUAGUUUUACAUAUAAUUGCUGUAGAUUCUCAGGAGUCAGGGUGCAUCUUUUCUUUGAGCAGUUUAAUGAGUGAAUUCAGCAGCAAAGUGGCAAGAAAUGGUUCUCCGACCAGGAGAGGUCAUGUUCAUCCUCUUAAUGCCCAGAUUCUCUGCUCGCAGUGGUAGUCAGUGAGAGGUGCCCCUGGGGCCCAGCGGUACCCUGGGCAUACAGCAUUUCCACGUCAAGUUGCUGUGCAGAAACCGUCUUCUCUCAUUUAGAAAGAGUGAAAGAGCAUUUUUGCACAGAGUAAAAGGAAAAAGACCCAUGAAUGUCAUCUUUUAUCUUUGUUUUCGGUUGGCUGAUGUUGGAAUUUUUGUUCUUGACAUACACUUGUAAACCAGUCUUGCCAAGAUACAAGUUGUUUUGGUUUUUCACUACAAUUACCUCUUGUUCCUCCUGUCUUGACUGCUGACAUUCCUCAAUGAUUCUAAUGUCUAUUUUAUGGGAAGCGGCCUUCCCCUGUGGGUUUCCUUUUACACACUGCAGGGCUAUCUUUAUACUUAAAAAAAAAAAGAGAAAAAAAAAAGGAGGAAACUGUCACUAACCUCAUGGGGUAUUUGUAGAAAACCAUUUAGCCCACCUUGAGCAAAAGGUAGAUUUCCUCAUUGUUUUCUUAAGCUCAUUGUAAGAAAAGAAAUCUAAUUCAGCAUUAUUGUGCUACCUCAAAGGUAAAAUGUUUUAAGGUCUUUUUCUGGUCCUGAGUUCUACACAUAGUGUUUGAAAUGUCUUUCAAUUGGAGUUGUUUUUAAAUCAUUGGGGAGAAUCUUAUUUUAACCGUUUUACACUUGUAUUUUAAUGUCAGAAGAAUAAGUGAUCAGAAAGUGAUCAAUUAUUGCUCUGUAGUAUUGAACAUAUAAUUAAAUCAUUGUUUGCCAUAAACAAGGUUGGGUUUUUUAAAAGGAAGCUCUAGGGCUCGGCUGUGCUUUUGGUUAAUAAAGGCUGACAAAUCA
Neomonachus schauinslandi (Hawaiian monk seal) is the source of this 5208-nucleotide messenger RNA. It is a transcript of the gene PRKAR2A, whose product is annotated as protein kinase cAMP-dependent type II regulatory subunit alpha. The transcript has 11 exons. Gene Ontology annotation, cellular component: cAMP-dependent protein kinase complex. NCBI's taxonomy places the organism in Eukaryota, Metazoa, Chordata, Mammalia, Carnivora, Phocidae. The record is from RefSeq and is a predicted model, not a curated record. The coding region runs from base 264 to 1469 and encodes 401 amino acids. Gene Ontology annotation, molecular function: cAMP-dependent protein kinase regulator activity. Gene Ontology annotation, biological process: regulation of protein phosphorylation.